AUGUCGAGCUACGCCAAACUCAAAGAGAUGGCGCUUAAGAAGGCGGAGGAAGAGCAAGCCACACUCAACCAGGAGCGCGAGCGGAAAGAGCGUGAAGCAGCGGCGAAAUUGGCCGCACGAGAGGCUCAAGAGAAAGCGCAGCAGGAACGGGAGCGCAAGAUCCUCGUUCAGCGUAUGACUCGUCAGAAGGAGGAGGAAGCCCGCGAAAGGAUGCGCAAGGAGCAUGCUGUCAAGCUCGAACAGGACAGGAAGGCAAGCGACUUGAAUGCGGCAACCUCAAAGCAGGCAGCGUCCAAUCUUCCCAAGCCAGCAUCCAUCAAAGCGUCAGGAUCCACCCAGAAGAUCGAUCUCUCCCACCGGCUCAAGCCUAGCUCGGCAAGCGGCAAUGCAUCCAGAAAAAAACGCAAGGUCGACGAAGAUGACUUUGUCGGCAACCGCUUAGACAGGGUCCGCCCAAACAAGACCGAGCGUCAGCCGUCAUCCGCAAGCUCCAGCGCUUCCAGAAAGAAGGCAAUUCCAAUGACUCGCGAAGAAAAGCAGGCCAUCAAGCGAGCUAGGGAGUUCGGCUCCCUUCCAAGGCUACCUCCCAUCGGACGCAUCGGUGCGAGCUCAGGCUCGGCGAGGAACAGCCCAAGUAUCGGAGCAGGCGAGGCUGACAGACCGGCUCGACCUUCCGGCCGCGCGCAAAUGGCCAAGGACAACGGGCUGGUAGCACUCGGCACAAAGAAGCGCGACCAACGCACCAUCGACGAGAUCGAGCGUGACCUCAGAAAGCUCAAGGAGGCCAAUGGGCAGGGAAGGAGUGACGGGCCCUCACAGGCCGAGCUCGAACGUGAAGCCGCCUUGGCUCGAAGGCAAAAGGCGAUGGAAGAGAAGCGGCGGAGCGACCUGAAGGCAAGGGAACGUGCGGCGCUACGCAAAGAGGACGGUGAUGGCAACGAUUCCACGGACGACCUGUUCGGCUCCGACAGCAACGAGAACAAGACGGAUGACGUGCGACGAGGCAACACAUCUCAGCGGAAGGACAAGACGCAGCACCACACUCCUGCGAACCACACGCAGAGCGACUCUCGGCACGCCAGCCGCCCGUCAUCUGCUUCACAAUCCGUGGAAUCGAAAGCUGUGGCUGGACGAGCUAUGGGCGGGAUCAAUCCGGCCGACUUUCUUCCUGGCGCUCCGCUUCGGCCUGAGGCUAUAGCUCGACUGAGCCAGAAGGCGAGAUCGACGCCAGAGUCGGCCCCAGCCUCACGCCGACGUUCGCCCGAUUUCGAGACCACGUGCAAGUCAAGACGAUUCGAGUCAGAAUCCAAGUCAUCUCCCGCGCCGGCAACAGCAUCUCCCUCUGUCGCUCCGCCGCGAAGGGAGACCGCACGAGAUCGGUUCAUUCGGGAGCAAGAGGAGAAGAAGAGAGCAGCGGCGGGAAGCUCCGGUUACGAUGGACGGCGAGCCGGCGGAACACCUGCUCGAUCUGCUGCCGAAUAUGACGGCGAAGAGGACGACUAUUCGGACGAAUAUGACAGCGAAGGGAUCGAUGACGAUGAUGAUGACGACGGCCGAGGCGGAGGUAGCCAGAACUAUCGCGACGAAAUUUGGAAGCUCUUUGGCAAAGAUCGCAAAAAGUACGCCAGCAGGGUCGUGGACAGCGAUGACGAUAUGGAAGCGGACGCAGCUUCGGUAUUGCAAGAAGAGCUGAGAAGUUCGAAGCAUGCGCGCGAGGAGGAUCUACGAGAAGAGCAGAUGGAGAAGCAACGAGAGCGCGAGAAGCUCCUCCGCAAGCAGGGUGCGAAGCGCAUCUAG
Pseudozyma hubeiensis SY62 is the source of this 1797-nucleotide messenger RNA. RefSeq lists its product as hypothetical. The transcript has a single exon. Bases 1 to 1797 code for a protein of 598 amino acids. The record is from RefSeq and is a predicted model, not a curated record. Gene Ontology annotation, molecular function: DNA binding; histone binding. Gene Ontology annotation, biological process: regulation of DNA-templated transcription; nucleosome assembly. Gene Ontology annotation, cellular component: nucleolus. NCBI's taxonomy places the organism in Eukaryota, Fungi, Basidiomycota, Ustilaginomycetes, Ustilaginales, Ustilaginaceae.